Messenger RNA from Owenia fusiformis, 768 nucleotides. The record is from the annotation of a GenBank genome assembly. NCBI's taxonomy places the organism in Eukaryota, Metazoa, Annelida, Polychaeta, Sabellida, Oweniidae.
GUACAAAAUAAAUCCAAGAUGGCAGAUGAUGAACUUGCAAUGCAUAGGCAGAAAAGGAUGGCUGAGCUGCAGGCCCAGAUGGGAGGUGGUGGUGGUCCGGGAGGUGGACCAAGUCUAGAACAACAAGAGGAACAAAGACAACGACAGUCAGAUAUGAAAAAUAGUAUUUUAUACCAAGUGCUUUCACAAGAAGCCAUAGCUAGGUUAAAAACUAUAGCAGUUGCUAAACCAGAGAAAGCCAGGAUGUUGGAGAGCAUGAUAGUUCAAAUGGCACAGCGGGGACAAAUAGGAGAUAAGUUGAGUGAAGCCCAAUUUAAGGAACUAUUAGAAAAAGUCACUUCUCAGACUCAGAAAACUACAACUGUCAAGUUUGACAGAAGGAGAGCAGCAUUAGACUCAGAUUCCGAUUAAGGUAUAGAGACGAGCAGUAUUUGUUACAAGCCACCUCUCACUCUUAAUAUGGAGAACUACUCACCAAGCUAAAUAUGGAAUUAGCUUAUUCAUUGCCAAAUAUGGAAUUUUCAUUAAGAAUAUCAAGCCACCUAUGGCAUUGUAAACACAGAAGAUUGUGUAACCUAUUAACAUGAUAAAGCCAAAUAUGUAAUAUAUUGCAAAAUGUGGAUCCUUCAAAUAUGGAAUACUAGUAUGGAUUACCACUCAUACUUAUUCUAUUGCCAAAGGACUAUCUAGUAAAGGAUAUGGAUAACAAGUGAGUGUCUAAUACUCUGGACUGCUCAUAUAUCUUCUCUGUUUCAUCUAUACUACUAU